Messenger RNA from Notothenia coriiceps (black rockcod), 2897 nucleotides. Its product is annotated as 5-hydroxytryptamine receptor 7. Gene Ontology annotation, cellular component: dendrite; plasma membrane. Gene Ontology annotation, molecular function: neurotransmitter receptor activity; G protein-coupled serotonin receptor activity. The annotation marks the transcript as partial. The record is from RefSeq and is a predicted model, not a curated record. The transcript has a single exon. NCBI's taxonomy places the organism in Eukaryota, Metazoa, Chordata, Actinopteri, Perciformes, Nototheniidae. Gene Ontology annotation, biological process: vasoconstriction; circadian rhythm; smooth muscle contraction.
GUAUCUGGGCAUCACGCGGCCUCUCACCUACCCGGCGCGGCAGAACGGUCAGCUGAUGGCGAAGAUGAUCCUGGGCGUGUGGCUGGCGUCGGCCUCCAUCACGCUGCCACCUUUCUGCGGCUGGGCCAAAAACGUGCACACAGCCGGCGUGUGCCUCAUCAGCCAAGACUUCGGCUACACCAUCUACUCCACAGCCGUCGCUUUCUACAUCCCCAUGCUGGUCAUGCUGGUCAUGUACUACAAGAUCUUCAAGGCGGCGCGUAAAAGUGGCGCCAAACAUCGCUUCACUGACAUUUCUCGCCGCGAGCGUCUCAGCACGGUGGCUAACGAGGCGUUGAGGAUGCACGGAAUGAAGCCUGGAGGCGUGGCGGAAGAAUGUGCUGCCAUUUCCCGCCUUUUGAACCGCGAGCGAAGAAACAUCUCCAUCUUUAAGCGAGAGCAGAAAGCAGCGACCACGUUGGGGGUAAUCGUCGGGGUUUUCGGCGUUUGCUGGCUGCCGUUCUUCAUCCUUUCCACCGCCAGGCCGUUUAUUUGUGGCGUUGAGUGUAGCUGCGUUCCAAUUUGGUUGGAGCGAACGCUGCUCUGGUUGGGAUACGCAAACUCCCUAAUGAACCCUUUUAUCUACGCCUUCUUCAACAGAGACCUGCGCUCCACUUACCGUGACCUUCUCCGCUGUCGCUAUCGAAACAUCAACCGCAGACUGUCCGCUGUGGGCGUCCACGAGGCUCUCAAGGUUUGAAAAGCUGAGGUUUGACUGUCAAAAAAAAAAAAGGGUGGUUUGGAGGCCUUGUGAUUGUACACCUGGUGCUUAAAGGGGGAUGUUGAACACAGCGUGAAGAUAAGACUGACAGAAGAGGAGUUGCUGUAUGUGGCUUUCUGGUCUCUCUGCAAAUCACAUCCCUCUGUGUGUGCGUGUGCGUGUGCGUGUGUGCGUGUGUGUGUGUGUGUGCGUCCCAGUCUUUCUAUUUUUGGAAAGAAAAUCAUGGAGCACACUUGAUGGGCUAUUCAUGUCGACGGCGCUUUUGUGCAUAUGCCACCAAUCCGAUUAAUGGAAGGGUAAUGAAGUGACAAAGGAAAUGACAUGUAAACACAAUGAAUCAAGGGAACAGAAGCAAACAGAUUUGUGUACAUUAGUGAAAUUGAUGUUUGAUAAGGGAAAACAUUUGUUGACGUGGCACAGUUUCUUCAUCAAAACACCCAUUAGAGACAUCACAGAUUCAUUUCAGACAGAGUAAACACUUUGAGCUCUUUUGUGCUUUGUGCCAUGAUUACAUUUACAUUUAUAUCACUUUGACUCCAGUUAUACUUUUCCAUUUGGUCCUCUCACUAAAUGUAACAGGAGCACUUUGUUUCACAAAACAUGUGGUGAUGCCAAGCGAGAGGAGGUGGGUGGACAAAAUGGUGUUAAAUGCAGAAUGAAGGGGAACAUUUUCCAUUCAUUAAACCUCUGUAUUUGUUGCUAUGAAAAUAAACUGAAAGUAGUUUGUUUAGUGUCUGCAUGAAACACAUUUUGACCUACAAGUACGGUGGCCGACAAGUUGCCAACGCGCUUCAACGCGUUGGCCACUUGAGGAAACAUGAGCAGCGUUUACUAAAAGUGCUGCAAGAUGCUCAAAAUACAACGGAAACGGGGAAACUAAAAAGUGACGCACGCAGCUGGGACCGGAGCGUUCAGGAAUAUAAAGAUGUCUCUGUUGGCAAAGAUAGUCUGUUUCAUAUUUGUAAGUGUUUUGUCAGUAUAUUUCAAAUGACUAGGUUAGCUACGUAAGCUUACAGCAGAUCCGCUAUAAUAUUGGAGGGAGUCAUGUGAUCACAUUAGUAAAAAAAGCCGUUAAAACUUACAUUUUAGGUACGUUUCCUACAACAGAGACAUGUUGGCAUAGCCGCGGGAAGUCAUUUUACUUAGGGGGUGCGGCCAAAAGUGGGGAGAGAUUUCAACAGUAACAUGAACAUAAUAGUAACCGGCAAAAAAGCUCUAUCAAUAAUGACAAACCACAUUGACAGUGGCAUUUCAAUUUGAGCACAAAAUGUCCAUAUUUAUAAAGAAAAAUCCGUUUUUCAAAUGUACACCAUUCACCAACAGGGGGUGCUGCAGCACCUCGAGCACCCCUACUUCCUGGGCUAUGCAGUUUGGCUAACUUUAUAAUCCCCGAACGUCAACAAGCGCUCCGGUCCCAGCUGUGUGUGUCACUUUUUAUUGUCCCCCCGUUUCCGUUGUGUUUUUAGUUUCUUGCAGCAUUUCGAUUAUGCAGCCUUUUAGUAAUUGUGCAAUUUUUGUGAGUCUGUGAAGAUGUUUUAUUCAUCUGCAUGUGUUUCGCCACAUUUGUGUUUUGAUAUUUGCAUCGUUUUGGAAACUGCAGCGCGUUGCUCCUAUUGGAAAUAUUUUUGACCUUUGCAUUUGCACCUGUCGGACACCGCACACAUGCCACUGUAAAAAUAAACCAUAAGAGAUUAUUUAUAGCAGAUUACAGUGUUUAUCGCACACUUGAAAUCCAAAUGAACUCAAUGUGUCAGAUACUGUGGACAUUUUUCACUGUCGUUAUUUUGCCUUUUAUUUUUUACUCAACAUUUGGCUGCUGACCUUAUUGGUUUUACGCAGCUCAACUAAAGCUGGUGAACUCGGCAGUUUCACUUUAAGAAUACAAACGUUCUUGAUCAUUCAUGAACUUUUGUCGUCAAAUGUCACCAUUCGAAGCAGUGCGUGCUUUUUCUACCUCGAUUUUGAGAUUUCCUCCGAACAGAUGUACCGCUGUCUUGCAUCAUUUUGUAAUUAAUUGCUAUUUUAUAUAUGGUGUAAGAUCAAUCUGUGUACAACUGCUCUGUGAUUGCUCUCUGUGUGAACGCUUUCUCUUUUCAGAAACAAGCUGGGGAAGUGGCAAAGCAUUUCAUCACUUUGU